Molecule: messenger RNA, 2600 nt
Organism: Nasonia vitripennis (jewel wasp)
Lineage: Eukaryota; Metazoa; Arthropoda; Insecta; Hymenoptera; Pteromalidae
Product: neuralized-like protein 2
Exons: 4
Coding region: 328-1143 (271 amino acids)
Biological process (GO): intracellular signal transduction
Molecular function (GO): ubiquitin protein ligase activity
Source: RefSeq, a predicted model, not a curated record
AAUCUCUGGCCGAACAAGUAUAUAAGGCACCUUUGAAACACGGAGUUUGGUCUCCUCCCCGCACCUACUUCAUGUUAUACUGUAUUCACCGCUCGAAACUCAAUACGCAUACAGUCGGGUCGGAGGCCCUGGAUUAACCUCAACGAGAAUUCGCCUCGAGCGAAUUUUCUUGGGGUUGUUGCUUCAAGGUAUUUCUACUCAUUCGCUUACUAUGUUUUACAAAGCUUUUCUGUGGUUUUGCUAGCUGCGAUAAUCGCUUCUGAAUGCAAAUUUAACCAAGACGUCGAUGUAGUUGAAAGUAAUGUUGACUAUCUGUGAGUCUUCACAAUGUCUGAAAGUGCAAAGAAGGUGAAAACAAGGUUUCAUCCAAGUCACGGAGAGAACAUUGUUCUCUAUGAUGACAACACAGUGGCGUUUCGCAAAGCAAGCUUUGCCAAUGCGCUCGUGUUUAGUGAAGAACCUCUUCAGCCUGGUGAAAUAUUCUUGUUGGAAAUAGAAAAGGACGAGAGAGGAUGGAGUGGACACAUGAGAAUAGGCUUGACGCAGAUGGAUCCUGUAAACAUAGAUAAGGCAAAGAUGCCAACUUAUGAUGCAGCUCUGCCAAAUUUGAUGAAAAUGGGCUCUAGUUGGGUUUUCGCAAUGACUGAAACUUGCAAUAUUUGGGAUAGUUUUGAAGGCAUUGCGGGAACAGGAUAUGGUGAAGGUAUUCCUGAAAAAGAGAAAAGACUAAUGACGGACGGUAUCAAUGUUCAGACUUCCAGAGGAAUAAUACCAUACAGUGCUUUGAGGCCGAAUAUUGUUGGGUCUUCUCAAAAUAUUUUACCAACUGAUACUGGUAGUAGAAUAGGUGUUAUGUAUGUACCACAGGCAGGUUCAGAUAAAGCAGAAAUGCAUUUUAUUAUCAAUGGUGAAGACCAAGGUGUAUUUGGGAGAGAUAUUCCAUACAAAGCAGGACCUUUGCAUGCUGUUGUCGAUGUUUAUGGAACUACAAAGCAAGUUAGAAUUGUACAACUAUAUGGUGCUUCACUGACACUGCAGAGUGCAUGUAGAAAUGCUAUAUUACAAUAUACGAAGAGGACUGCUGUUGAUUCUCUACCUCUGCCAAACAUGUUAAAAAAGUAUCUUCUUUAUCAGUCGCAGUGAAUGGCUUAUAGGCAAAAUUGACUCAUUUUUUCUCUCCGAAAGCCCUGUGUAAUAAUGUCUAAACAGUAAGAUUGUGUCUGUUUGCGUAGACCUUUCUCGCAUUACAGCUGUUAUUAAUUUACUAUACACAAGCCUCAUUUUAUUUAAGAAAACGCUUAUUAUUUUUAGCAGAGCAUAGUUUAUGAUUUCAUAUUUCUGAUCAUGCACAUCAUACUUUGCCUUUCAACAAAAACCCUAAAUUAUUUAGUUUUUAAUUAUAUUGUUAACAGUCAUUUUUGUAACAAAGGCGUAAAAUUUUACAAUCGCACUAAUGUAAUUAAGAGUAUUGCACAAGAAUGUAAAAUUUUAAGUUCAAAUUGUAAACGUAAUUUCUUCAUACAAAGAGUGUAAUUGCACUCUAUAAAUAUCAUAUGGCGUCUAACGUACUAAUUUUUACAAUUUUAUUAAUUUUUCAAUGAAAACAAAAAGCAUUGAAAACACAUUCCUAUUUUAUACUGAAGGUCAUAAUUGUAUAGUGUUCCAGACUACUUUGUAUUAUUAGUCUAUAUUUUUUUAUUUAUCUUUUAUUUAUUUUCUUAUUUAUUUUCUUAUUUAUAUGAUAAAAAAAUAAGAGAAUUAACAUGAAAUCUAAUUUUAAAUGUCGAAGUAUUGUUUUUUGUUCAUCAAAAAGUCUUCGAUUAAAAAAAUGAACUUAUAACCAGUACAAAUAUUGAAUAUAUACAAUAUGAAAGUGAGGAUUAAUAUUUCACUUCCAAUAUUGUUUGUUUUUGUCGAUCGAAAGAGAUUAGUGGCUUAGAAAAAUCAACAAAUAAGUCACCAUUUUUUAAAACAAGUCAUUAAUUGUGUGUUGUAACUGAUUGAUUACUUAAAUUUACGGUUAAAUAGUCAAUUAGUUGCAAAGUACAAACAUGUAUCUUAUUUAUAAGUUUACGCCAUAUAUGAUAACGUGUUAUAUUGAUUCUUAAAAAAAAGAAAAUGAAAUUUAAGUGUAAGAAAUAAACUUAUUUUUAGUCCGCGAAAAUAAUUAUUCACAAAGAAAGUUUAUAAUAUAUAUUUAUGCAAAAGUUUUUUUAAGUUAUGUGUGAUUAAUUUACUAUGAAAUGUAUGGUCUAGGAGUGUUCUGAAUAAUUUAGAAAAAACAUCAAAUUAUUCAUGUGUAUAUAUUAUGAUGUGUGUAAGAUCGCUUGAAUGCGGAGAAACUGUAAAGAAACGUAAAUCUAUCAACAUUAUUCAUCAAUUGUCAAACACAUGAAAGUUGAAUUGCUCGUUUACGUAUAAAGUAUAUAUUAUACUCGUAAUUCUUCUUGAUUUAUCAUAUAGCCGAUAAAACGAUGCGUUCUAUUGAUGCGAAAGAUUGCGUGUUAUAGUAAAUGUAUUUAUAAAUAUGUGUGCCUGCGGAUAAUUUGGAUGAACUGCGCUCCAUCAUUUUAUAAAAUAAAUGUAUUUAUAAAAUACGA